Exaiptasia diaphana is the source of this 2804-nucleotide messenger RNA. RefSeq names its product cyclic nucleotide-gated channel rod photoreceptor subunit alpha. NCBI's taxonomy places the organism in Eukaryota, Metazoa, Cnidaria, Anthozoa, Actiniaria, Aiptasiidae. The record is from RefSeq and is a predicted model, not a curated record. Bases 725 to 2593 code for a protein of 622 amino acids. Gene Ontology annotation, cellular component: plasma membrane; intracellular cyclic nucleotide activated cation channel complex. The transcript has 2 exons. Gene Ontology annotation, biological process: monoatomic cation transmembrane transport. Gene Ontology annotation, molecular function: intracellularly cGMP-activated cation channel activity; protein-containing complex binding.
UUCUAGCGCACAUUUACAAACUAUACAAAUCCGUCCAAAACCAGGAUUACUCUAGUUCUUUCUAUAAAACAAACCCUUGCUACAAAUAACGUGCUACUCAGAUUAGCCAGUUKAAAGAAUGUAAAAUUACACGCCAAUCAAAGGGAUCACAGAAAUGCAAAAACCUGUCGAAAAUUAAUCGCAAUUACGUCAGUUAGCGGAUUACAGUCACUUGGUAUUCGCAGCGGCUGACCGAAAAUAAUAACUUCCCAGCUAAAACCACACUGGGGACUGUUAAAUAAUUAGAUACUUUGAACAGCUAAAUUUUAAUAUGUAUACGCUGUGUUUUGUCAAAGCUUACUGUUAGUUUCUAUAUGAGAAAGUCACAACAAAGUGAUGUUUGAUUUUGCUUGUCAUGACGACAAAUCCACCAAGUGACACUUUGAUGAUCUAAAGUUCGCUACUCCUUCUCUAGUCUAUUUAUCUAAAAAUCAAAAAGCCCAAUAGCAUUGCCGGAAUUGUAUUGAUUAAGAAUUUGAUACCGUUUGCUGAUUGGCUAAUCGGUUUAUGCAUUAAAGAUUUGCAAAGAUUUCUUUAGAGUUAAGCCUAAAGUUUGUUGACUUUCAACUUAGCGGGCGACUGUGUUGGUAUUUUGGAGAUCAGUUCAGAACAAUUCACGUAUUUCAUAGUAUCCUUUAAGUUGUGUUGUCUUUUAWGGAAUUUUAARURCGCGUACGAAAAGAAAAUGGCCUCAAAARACAAAAACGGUCGAAMAGGAUGGUCGAAUUUCAUAGAAAAAUUGCAAAAUAACAAUUCAAAUACAAAUACUAMAGCAGAUUCGGAAGAGUCAAAUGCUGUGUCAAGAGAAAACAACUUCACGACAACUUCUUUAAGACGCAAACUUCCACCAUUGGAAAUCCCAGCAAAAGCURGCACUGCAAGCAAAAAUYGCUCAAAGUCCMCGGAAGAAGAAACAGUAUCCUGCUACGAAAAUUCUUGCCCCGAAAUUUUUCAUUCGGAAARCAAAGAUCAUGACAACCCAKUGGAGGAAGUACGCAGCUCAACUCCUGAAAGUGACUCGGCRGCAUUUCCCAAAGUAGCUCGAACGAUACAAAUGGCGUCCUCUUGGCUUAAAAAGAGUAGGCAAACAAGCAAGGAACAACAAGUUGAUCCGUUUCUUGAUCGAUUAGAAAUGUUYGGGCCUCGUUCGCGGCGGUUUACUCUCGGAACGCUUCAAGACGUCGCUACUCAUAAACAUUGGAUAAUAGAACCUUCGGGAAAGUUCCUGUUUUGUUGGCUAGUCGUAGUAGCCAUAGCAGUUUUGUACAAUUUAAUCUUCAUCAUYGCUAGACAAUGUUUCCAUGAGCUUCAUAAUAAUUACAUGGUAGUUUGGUUCGUGUUUGAUUAUCUUUGUGACAUUGUCUAUGGACUGGAUAUGUUUUGCCAGUUUCGAACAGCUUAUUUAGAACAAGGACUUCUUGUCAAAGACCCCAAGAAGCUGCAACAUCACUACAUGAGCAGAAAAUUMGACUUCAAGCUGGAUGUUAUAUCACUUUUACCGUAUGAUCUUUUAUAUUUUGCUGUUGGCUCGAACCAAACURUUGUACGGAUACCCAGAAUCCUUCGUGUUUACAGAGUACUUCAGCUUUUUCAAAAGAGUGAACGAAAGACACGGCAUCCAAACCUUCUCCGAUCCAGUGUCGUUGUUUUGACUUUCUCUCUUAUCUUUCAUUGGAACGCUUGUUUUUACUUUGCUAUAUCAGAGUCGAUUGGUUUUGGUAGUGAUAAAUGGGUAUAUCCAAACCUCACAACACCUGGGUACAACAAGYUAUCACGACAAUAUCUUUAUAGYGUKUACUGGUCUGCAAGAAUGAUGAUAACAGGAGAAAAUGAAAAUCCACCAGAGACUGACAUGGAAUUGCUGUUUGUAAUUGUCGACCUGACGAUGGGUUAUUURAUUUUCGCAGCGUUGAUUGGWCAAUUUGGCGCCAUUUUGAGCCAAAUGAUGCGCGCGCGCGUCGAAUUCCUGGACGAUUCUGAAACCAUCAAACAGUACCUGCAACAUAACAAUGUCASCCAAGAUUUAGAAACUCGAGUUGUUUCUUGGAUUGACUACAUGUGGCAGACAAAACAGUCAUUUGAUCAAGAGAAAGUGCUUCGUAAACUCCCAGAGAAACUCCGUGCGCAAAUAACAGUCCAUGUUCACCUUGAAACUCUACGUCGAGUCGAGGUGUUUUCUGACUGCGAACCAGGAUUACUAAAAGACAUCGUGGUAAAACUCAAAUCCCAAGUCUACUCCCCUGGGGACUACAUUUGUCGAAAAGGUGAUGUUGGAAAAGAGAUGUACAUAGUUAAAAGUGGACGUCUUCAGGUGGUUGGCUCUGAUGGACUAACCGUAUUAGCAACUCUUUCAGAGGGGAGCUACUUCGGAGAGAUAAGCAUUUUGAAUUUAUCAGAGAUUGGAAAUCGUCGCACGGCGGAUGUUCGUUCUGUUGGAUUCAGUGAUUUGCUUUGUUUAUCUAAGGAUAAUUUAUUGGUUGUUUUAACAGACUAUCCCGAAGCACGAACUAUGUUGGAAGAAAGAGGAAGAAAUCUUUUGAAUUUGCCCUCUUGAGCGUAAAAAUUAUACUAUUCGAUGCGAGMGCGCAUUCACUAGUGAACCAGKCUGUGAACCGCGACGCUGAAACUUUUAUUUUAGAAUAAAARCCGUCAUUUUGCGGUGAUUGAUAUGAUUAAAUAAUUUGAAAAAAAAAAGAGAAAGAUAAAAGAUAGAAAAACAAUAGAUAARUAAUUGUUCAAAGUGUGACAUGUGCUGAAUAAAAAUG